Podarcis lilfordi (Lilford's wall lizard) is the source of this 7222-nucleotide messenger RNA. The record is from the annotation of a GenBank genome assembly. Lineage: Eukaryota; Metazoa; Chordata; Lepidosauria; Squamata; Lacertidae.
AUGAAAGCGAGUGGCAAAAUGUUAAUACACUAUACGAUCUUCUUUUGGGUGUGUUUGUUGUUGUUUUUUGACCAGUUUGUGUUCAGAGCAGUGGGGAUUUUUUAAAUGUCUACAUUAUUUCUAAUAAACUGUUGAAGACUCCAUGGCUGUCAACUGGCUGGCUGGCUGUAACUUCAUGUAUUCUUACUAUUUGUUGGAAUGGAAUACUUAAUUUCUAGUUGGAAUAAAAGUGGGGGAUUAUUUCAUCUGUUUGAAGGAGGAAAAUUCUAAUAUUCCCAAGCAAGUCUUUUUUUUUUUUUUAAAGGAUCUGUAAGUUGUGGGUACACUGACAGUUUAAAGGGGAAAAAAUGUUGUGAUUUGACUAAAAUAAAAGCAAGUUUUGACUUCCUUUUUUAAAAAAAGGUAGGUUCUUCCAGCAACUUGCAGUAUAGGACAGAAGGAAUAAAAAUACCAUGGACGCCAAAGUACCAGAGGACCGUCAUUGGUUCCAGUAGGGGUAAUAUAUAUUUAUAUUAUUUCUUUCUUGGAAAUUACUGCAUGAAUGGAGAGUUUGGCAUUCUAGCUAGUAGAUUUUUGUCAAUGUUUAAAGCAGGGCACCAUCCCUGCUUUGUGGGGGGGGUCACAUUUGGAAAUCUAAGAAACUAUCAUGGGCACCACAACAUAGCCCUUUUGCAGAAGAAAAACACAAUAAUGGGAUGAGAAUAGCCUCUUCCUCGAAGCACCAGGUAAAACACCCAUGCAUGCCCCCUUAACAAAUACCACACAGGCGCAAAGAGAGGCGACCCCCAAAUUAAAAACAAGCCAGACCCUGAUUUAUUUAUUUUUUAAUUGAGAGGGUUAGGAGGGGGGCUCCAGGGGGAGUCUGAAGGUACCACUGUGCACAUUGGGCAGUUCAUGUUUUGAGCAAGGACAUGCCCCCACCCCAUAUUUCUAGUGCAUGCGUAUUAAAUGCAUUCUCUCUGCCCCCUCAACCUCUCAGUGUUAGUAUGAAAUUUUCCAUGAUAUCCUAGUGGUAGGGUAGUCUUUAAAUAGCGCAUGUAAUUGAACAUUUAGGUGUUGUUCUUGUUGGAAGCCCACUAUUAAAAACACUUGGAAGCCAACGUAAAGGGAUGGUGUGACUUCCCUGGUAACUUUUGCAACACACCCAACUGCCGUGGCUGCUCCUGUGCUGUUCUAUACAGGUUCACUGUCUCAUUCUGAAUGUAGCAGCCCCAGCCUGGUAACCCCACCGCAGUCACCGCUUAACCUGGAGACCUCGUCCUUUGCCAGUAGCCAGUUGCAGAACUCACUUUCCACCCUGCCCAGGUGAGCCCAGUGUCUGUAGGGCAACAUCAAAAAGACAAGUAAGUUAUUCUGUAAAUGUCUUAGAUAGGGCUAGUUGAAAUAGUGGUUAAAUGUGUAAAUGGAAAAAAAUAGAAAAGGAAAGGGGGUGGGGGAAAUGUGCUAAGUACAGAAACUGCUGCCUUUUAGACCAGUAGCCUUCAGCCUUUUUUCAAGCUGGGACUUGCCUUUAACCCCAAUCUGCAAAAUUUGACUGAUUGUCCCCCACCCCACCCUACCCCAGUCCCUACUAUCUGUGCUACCUUUCUGCUCCUCUCUUCCAUGUCCCCUGGCUGUCCUUGUGCCCCCAAUAUUUCUGCUUUGCAUUCUGCUUUUGUCUGCUAGGGGAGAGCAGCUGAUCGCAGAAUAAGCAAGAUGCCAAUCACUGCAGCUGCUAGCCAGAACCAGGAUAGAUCUAUAGGCAGCAGGGGUAGCCAUCCUUAAGUUUUCGGAGCAGGAUGUGGAUGAAAAUCUAAGCACCCAUUUAAGUAUUUAGUAGAAAUGUUAUAAGGAAUUAAGUAUAAAUAGAUUAAUAGAGUAUUAAAGGGAAAAAUAAGGUUAGAAUAUGUUAAGAUAAUUAAAGGAUAGAAAGCAGAGGAAGAUGGAAAGGAAUUGCUGAAACAAUUAACAGAAGUGGAAUACAAAAAGGGAGGUGUGAGGAGGUCAUUGAAAUAAGUGAAUGAAAGAUAAGAUAUUGAAACUGUUUGAUGUGUUUUAAAUUGUUUUUGUUUUGUUUUGUUAGUUUAGUGUUAGUGUUAUGUAUUGUUUUUGUAUUGUAUUGUAUUGUAUUGUUUAUUUUUUUGUAGUGUUUAAAUUGUUGGAAAAGUAAUAAAUAUUAUUUUUUUUAAAAAGAAAAUCUAAGCACCCAUUUAAGUAUCUAAAUAUCUGAAACUGUUUAGAUAUAAUGCAGUUGAUCAGCUUUUGAUUUUUCUGGUAUUCUUCUUCCUUCCUCUAACUUGAGCUCCUGGCUAGAACCCAUGAGCAGCCAUUCCACUCCACAAGGCAGUAGAGCUGCAACUCUUGACAGCCAUUCCAUAACUGAUACUGUGAAUGAAAAGGAUGAAGGGAUCACGACACCUCCAUCCAAGCAGACCACCCCAACCACCAAUCCCUGCAAUUCAAUCAGGUAACCUGCUUCCUCAUUUUCCCUCUCUCUUUCUCUCUCUGCGUCUGUAUCUCUGUGUCUGGGGGUGGGCAGCUGCUGUAUAUUCUAGGCUGAUUCAAGGGGAGUAGAGUUGAAAACUGAGUGCCAGAUUUUAAAGCAAGGGCUCCACUUCUACAAGGAGCUUGGUCUUCACGUUGCCCUUCUCUGGGGCCAAGCAAUUCAGCACGAGGGAGUGGGAGUUCCCAAGAGGAACACUGAAUUUGGAUCCAUGGUGGCAGUGCUAUUUUUCUAGAAAAACAGGUGCUGGAACUCACCAUGAAUGCCUCCCUUAUUCUUUUAUAAUGGCAACAGUGCUCACCUGAGAGGUGCAGGUACUGAGUUCUGGCUGGGGGAAAAAGCCCUGCAUGGUGGAAAGGAGUCGAUUCCUUCCUGCCAAAUAAUGCCACAGAGAACUCAAAUUGGGGCAGCUGGGACAUCUUUGGGGCCUCUCUUGCUGAGAGCUGAGAGAUAGCAAGGGAACAGGGGUUAAGGGCUGGCUGGAGCUAAGGGUUUGGAGGAGCAGGACCUGAUGAGGAUCAGCUUGUCAAACAGGCCUUGGGUGUCUUCUCUUCUUCUCUUGCCAUUGAAAGGAAUUCUGUAGACACCAGCAAGAGGACACCUGAACCUAGAACAGUUACCAUUAAGAAGUCCCAAGAGGAACUCGGAAUCCAGAUCUGUGGUGGAAACCUACAUGGUAUAUUUGUGUCCGAUGUAGAAGAUGACAGCCCUGCCAAAGGACCUGAUGGGCUGGUGCUUGGAGACAUGAUACUUGAGGUAAGCAGUAGAUAUAAAAGGAAGGUGGUUGGUGGUUCAAACACUUGCAGAAUCUGUGGAUGCAAAAACACAUCCAUAGUUUCCCCCAUGAAAGGAAAAGCAGCUUGGGUUUUUUGUUUUUAGUGGACAAAACAGGUUAGCAUGGAAAGGGGAAUUCAUCCCUUGUUUUCUUCCUCUUCUCAUGCACCCACAUGCCACCGCCGCUCCAGCUGAUCCUUCAUUCAAGAUUCCAGCAUUCUGCUAGUUCUUUUGGAGAGGAAAAAUAAAAUACCACAUGGAAAAAUAAUCAUACAAUUACAUAUGAUACGUAGUCUGGCCCUCAAAUAUUCUAGUGUUGAUGAGGAAGGUUGAGAUAAGCAGAAAAUCUAUUAGGUCUUGGCUGGAAAAUGUACAAAAUUUAAGGUGGAACGUCAGCUGACACCAGCAAGGAUACUUAAGAUUCAGAGCAGUGAUGCUUGGAUGAAAUAUGGCCUAGACAUUUUCCAAUGAAUGACAGUUCUUAAAGCUUGUGCUGUCCAGCUGUAUUUUUGGACUGGGUUGCCAUUUCCUCAAUUUUCCAUUAGCGAAGAUGGUGUGUUCUUAAUGCAAUGUGAAUGUAUUCCCCCUCUUUUGGUAUAGUCAGAUUCUCUAGUCCCACAUAACAUCAUUUUCAUUGUUUGGUUUGUUGGACACAUGCAUCAGAUUGGAGCUCUCAAGUGUUUUUGUUUCUUCGGCCCCCCCCCCCCCCGCAGUAUGGUUCUGUUGACACGCGGAACAAAACAGCUGAAGAAGCUUAUCUUGAAAUGCUCAAGCCAGAUGAAAACGUUAGAAUAAAAGCUCAGUACAGAAUAGAAGAAUUCAACAAGAAUUCAACAAGUUACCCGGAGAUGGAUUCUGUGUCAGGUAUGUAAAAGUUCAAUUGGUAAACUAGGCGACUAUUCAUCUGCUACAACUGUGGGCUAAUUCACACAGAUAUGAGCAUCUCUUAAACUUUCAAGCACUUGAUGGCUUGCAGAUGAACGUGUAAAUGAGCUGCAUUGAAAGCAUUGUCUAAAUUGUGUUUGAACUGACUAUAGGGAACAGGACAGCACUGUCUCCAGUGACUUAAUCUGCAAUAAAAAAGUUGUCACUUGAUGCUAUAGUCAACAGAAGCAAGCAUGCAUUCAAUUUUUAUGAAUACAACUCAAGAGCACACCUACAAAAUUGGCAUCAAAAGUUCAGUCACAAUAAGGCAAACUGUAUUUAUAGUGAUUCCAUACUUCCUUUUCAACACAUUUAAUAAUCUCCCCUUAAUUACCUGAAGGAUGGAUAUCCUAUGAUUAGGGAAGUGGGCCUUAGGCUCAGCACAGCCCUGUUAAGGAUUCUUGAAUGAUUCCAUAGCCUGUAAAAUUGAAUAUUAUUAAUCUACCUCCCAGAGAUUUGGGAGGUAGACUAAGUAUCAGAGAGAGCACUUCCUUAAAAAAGAGAAAAAGAUAAGUGAGCCAGCAGUUUUCUGGUUCAAAGCUUAUCUCAGUCAUGAACUCCUUGAAUAGCCUUAAGUAAUUUUAGGCACACAAUUAAAUAACGUUUAUUUAAUAAUAUAAACUAUUGAAGAAACUAAGUAAAAUUCCCAGCCUCUGUGAUAUUUUGCUGUACUGCCUUUUAACAGAUGGCUCUAAUGUGAAGCACAGGGGUAAAAUAAUAGAAUCGUAGAAUUGUGGAGUUGGAAGGGACCCUAAGGAUCAUAUAGUCCAGCCCCCUGCAAUGCAGGAAUAUGCAGCUUUCUCAAAUGGGGAUUGAACCUGCAACCUUGAUGUUAUCAGCACCACGCUCUAACCAGCUGAGCCAUCCAGAGCAUGUAUUAUAUGCCCUGAUGCACAAUGAUUCAGUGGUGAAGCAUAGCUCUAAAUCCCUCUUGAUGGGUUGGGUCUGGACUAUGUUAGUUGAACUUGGGUCCUAUUGAGAUAAAAUUAGUCUUGACUUACUCAACUCCCAUUGAAGUCAAUGGGAAUUAAGUUCAUCAAACUUAGUCUGAAUCCAUCCCAUUAACAAUAUAAAUAUACACCCCCAGGUAGAUAAAGGCUGUGGGCAAUCAAGUCCGCAUCAGCCCUGGAACUGGUCGCCUCCUACUUGGGAUUCUUGAAAUGACUGUAGAGGGAGAAGUGGGAGCUUUAAGUUACUACUCUGUUGACCAGGCAUGAGAAGAAGAAGUAUUUAUUUCUCCCAGGCCUUGCCAUUCCACAGGCUUCUUGCUGCCUACCUAUUGCAAGGACUGACAUGCCCUCUCUGUCCUGAACCUGAGGACGCCUCUGGGGCUCAAGUAUGCAUAGUCCCAAGGAGCUCAACUCAGCAAAGUCCCAGCCUCAAAUCAGGAGGUUCCUGGUUCACACCCUGGAGUCUUUGAUAUACAGUGGUACCUUGGUUCUCAAACUUAAUCCGUUCUGUAAGUCAGUUCCAAAACCAAGGCGCACUUUCCCAUAGAAAGUAUUGCAAAAUGGAUUAAUCCAUUCCAGACUUUAAAAAACAACCCCUAAAACAGCAAUUUAGCAUGAAUUUUACUAUCUAAUAAGACCAGGCUUCCUCAACCUCAGCCCUCCAGAUGUUUUUGGCCUACAACUCCAAUGAUCCCUAGCUAGGAGGACCAGGGGUCAGGGAUGAUGGGAAUUGUAGUCUCGAAACAUUUGGAGGGCCGAGGUUGAGGAAGCCUGAACAAGACCAUUAAUCCGUAAAAUGAAAGCAAUAAUCAAUGUUCUGUACUAUAAAAUAAGACAGUAUUGUAGAUGAUAAAAAAUAAUUUAAAAAAUUUCCUUACCUGCACUGAUGAUAGUCAUUGUUUGGAUGGGGGGCUUUUUUCCAUUUCCGCAGUCACACAAUCAAUCAAUCAAUCAUAAAACAAAAAACAAGCAACAAUCACAAAAAUUAAAAAGCCAUAAAAAUGCGAAAAAUAGCAAAAACAAAAGCACCAAAAAUCACCUCAGAACACUGCAAUCAGAAAUGGAAGGCUUUAAUUAUGAUGGGGUGGAUUCAGAUGAGUGGUGCAAGGGCAGAAGAGGGAGGAAAAAAGGCUUAAUUACAUUCGGGGGGGACCCAAAUGAACAGUGCAAGGGUAGAAGCGGGAAGAGUAAAGGCUUAAUUACUAUGCAAGGGACUGAAAUUUGCUAUGCAACAGUAAAAACAGAAGCUCAUGGACCCCGUUUGGGUUCCGGGGCAAAGUUUGAAAACAUAGAAUCAUAGAAUCAUAGAGUUGGAAGAGACCACAAGGGCCAUCGAGUCCAACCCCCUGCCAAGCAGGAAACACCAUCAGAGCACUCCUGACAUAUGGUUGUCAAGCCUCUGCUUAAAGACCUCCAAAGAAGGAGACUCCACCACACUCCUUGGCAGCAAAUUCCACUGUCGAACAGCUCUUACUGUCAGGAAGUUCUUCCUAAUGUUUAGGUGGAAUCUUCUUUCUUGUAGUUUGGAUCCAUUGCUCCGUGUCCGCUUCUCUGGAGCAGCAGAAAACAACCUUUCUCCCUCCUCUAUGUGACAUCCUUUUAUAUAUUUGAACAUGGCUAUCAUAUCACUCCUUAACCUCCUCUUCUCCAGGCUAAACAUGCCCAGCUCCCUUAGCCGUUCCUCAUAAGGCAUCGUUUCCAGGCCUUUGACCAUUUUGGUUGCCCUCCUCUGGACAUGUUCCAGUUUGUCAGUGUCCUUCUUGAACUGUGGUGCCCAGAACUGGACACAGUACUCCAGGUGAGGUCUGACCAGAGCAGAAUACAGUGGCACUAUUACUUCCCUUGAUCUAGAUGCUAUACUCCUAUUGAUGCAGCCCAGAAAUGCAUUGGCUUUUUAGCUGCUGCGUGCACACUGUUGGCUCAUGUCAAGUUUGUGGUCAACCAAGACUCCUAGAUCCUUUUCACAUGUACUGCUCUCAAGCCAGGUGUCACCCAUCUUGUAUUUGUGCCUCUCAUUUUUUUUGCCCAAGUACAAUACUUUACAUUUCUCCCUGUUAAAAUUCAUCUUGUUUGUUUUUGCCCAGUUCUCUAA